Messenger RNA from Rhizoctonia solani, 2253 nucleotides. RefSeq lists its product as uncharacterized. The record is from RefSeq and is a predicted model, not a curated record. Lineage: Eukaryota; Fungi; Basidiomycota; Agaricomycetes; Cantharellales; Ceratobasidiaceae. Bases 1 to 2253 code for a protein of 750 amino acids. The transcript has a single exon.
AUGACCGACAAUCCUGGGCCUAAGGGCAAAGGAAUCAGCUCGCGAUUUUCAGGCAUCCUGCGUCGUUCUACUCGUUCUACUUCUGAUCUCACCAGUAUUCACGCACACGAUAUUAGUUCUGUAUACCCGUCUGAGAGAAAAGCUAUUAAAAAAUCCAAAAAUAACGGCUCCAAUGAUUCUAUCUCUAUGUAUGGUUCUGACGACUCCGACCAAAAACCCAGAAAAAUUAGUAACAUCCAAUCCACCAUCCCUGCUGGUUCUACCCAAGAAGCAGUUGCAGACGCAACAAUAAAUAUUGAGUCCAUAUCUGAUUACACACGUACCCCUAGCCCCACCCGAGCAUCACACGUCGCGAGCCCAAAGGUCCAACUCAUCCCGUCUACCAAAGACAAACCCCCAGUCAUAAUGGUCGUCAGCUCCUCCCAAGAGUCUGAACAGAUUAGAGACGCAGGGGAAGGGUUCGAGAGACUGGCGGAACAUACGUCGGACGAUGAUAGCGAAGUCGGCACACCCAAAAGUGUAGCCAUGGAGCUGACAGAGGACAUACGUCCAAUGUCGGCCACCCCCAAACCUAACCGCAUUAACAAAAUUCGCAGAGAAACCCCCAUGCACGACCUCACAUGGAACCCGGAAGAUCAACACUGGCUCGACCGACUCGAAGAUGGAGCAUACCCUUGCGAUGAUGCACUCCAAUGCGCCCUCAAAUAUUCCCAAAUCACCGCAAAAGUUAUCCGAUCCAUCAUCAACAACAGAGUAACCCAAGACGAAACUACCAGCGAGCAAAACACGACAAUCAACUUCCUGAAAGAAAUUGCAAAAAUCAACGAAAGCACCUUCGACCACGCAGAACGCACAAGUCACAUAUACCCCCAGUGCAUACGUGAAGGAAGACCCAUGAAACCCGAACCCAUCACAACAACAAACGACAACGAUGAGAUGGAAACGGAUCGCGAACCAGAUUGGGACAACACUAAGCCCGGGAAAGGAUGGGGACAUACGAUAACCCAUACACAACCCGACAACCCAUUCAUCGACUUCGACCCAACCUCCGGACUCCUCAACCCUAAACCAAUCACAUCCACAACCCAGAACACCGACAACACAAUCCUCAACCAAAUCCUCAAGAAGCUUGAACAGCUUGACAACAUCAACACCAGGCUGAGCAGGCUCGAAGGUGCUAAACCGCAGGCUAAGCCUGCCCAAACGACCCAGCCAGCCUCCGGCCCCAAACCCACCCAAAAUUCAAGCAAUCCAACGAGCGUCAGCUGGGCCGAUGUUGCGGCUAAGGGUAACACCAAAGCCCCGGAGGUCAAAGCCUCCAACAUUGCGUCCGCCCUCAAGAGGGACAUUGCGAGACCCCCGCCCGCACAGAGCGAUGACAGGAAUUUUGUCGUUCGCUUUAAAACCCUACCCGUCACUCAACCCAACCCGGAGAGUAUCUUCGUGUCCAUGCGCGAGUGCCUGGACGCCGCGAACAGAACGCUUGGUAAAGGCAGGCUCACCAGAGCCCGCUGGACACUCAAGGCGAGUCUACAUCUCUCUUUCUCCAAUUCUGCUUCCAUCACGGCGAUCGAAAACGCCAUUCCUCUACUCAUGGACAAGCUGAAAAUGCCUGAGUACGAGUUCGGCCCUGAAGUCCCGUGGAGUCGACUGGUAGUCACCAACGUCCCCACUGGGAUGGGAGGGCCCGCACAACGCAUGCGCAACCGAGACGAACUGACACAGCUGCUACGGGAUUCAUUCCCUGAGGAAGCCAAAUUCGGCGACCUCAAAAUAACCCUAUCACCAGAUUGGCUUGCAGACCCGGCGCGCCUACAAGCAGAGGGCCGCCAGGCCUCCACAGUGUCGUUCGCCUUCGAAGACGCUGGGGGCAUCACCUCGAGCCGACUGCUCACAAACCCACAAUUAUUCAUAUACGGUCGAAAAUGCGAAAUCAAGAAAUUCAACCCCAAACCCCUCCUACAAACCUGCUCAAAAUGCGUAAGGUACGGACAUACCGAAAGACAAUGCCGCACCAAGAAACCCCGCUGCCACAAGUGCGGACGCAAUACCCACUCCACCGACGAACACAACGCCGACAACUGCCCCCGAUGCAUACGGGACGGCAAAGGGAACCCGUGCGAAUGCGUAUACUGCACGUCAUGCAGCCUCCACGGACAUCGGUUCAACACCCCCGAAUGCCCGAAAAUGUCGGAAUUCCGCCGCCCCAUAACGCAAAUCAUUGCAAGCCGGUCAACGGGCGUUAAUGCCUGA